Messenger RNA from Castor canadensis (American beaver), 506 nucleotides. RefSeq names its product ribosomal protein L36a like (gene Rpl36al). The record is from RefSeq and is a predicted model, not a curated record. Lineage: Eukaryota; Metazoa; Chordata; Mammalia; Rodentia; Castoridae. Gene Ontology annotation, cellular component: ribosome. Gene Ontology annotation, biological process: translation. Gene Ontology annotation, molecular function: structural constituent of ribosome.
CCUCGUUGGUCCUUUUCCUGUAAGCUAGAGCGGCGCAAGGUGAGGAUCGCGGACGCCACAUCUCCCGCUCUACUGCAAAAAUGGUCAAUGUACCUAAAACUCGAAGGACUUUCUGUAAGAAGUGCGGCCAGCAUCAGCCUCACAAAGUGACCCAGUAUAAGAAGGGGAAGGAUUCCCUGUAUGCCCAAGGAAAGAGACGCUAUGAUCGGAAGCAGAGCGGCUAUGGUGGGCAGACAAAGCCAAUUUUCCGGAAGAAGGCUAAAACCACAAAGAAGAUUGUACUGAGGCUUGAGUGUGUUGAGCCCAACUGCAGAUCCAAGAGGAUGCUGGCUAUUAAGAGAUGCAAGCAUUUUGAACUGGGAGGGGACAAGAAGAGAAAGGGCCAAGUGAUCCAGUUCUGAGCGUUAUGAUUUUUUUUCGGUCUUAAUUUGAGGGGAAGAUACUGACGCUAUAGAAAAAUUGUUGGAAAAUAAAUUAGUGUCAAGCCCCAGACGUCUUGUGUUUUU